AGUGUGAUAUCUUCGAUUUAUCGAAUACACUCGUAGGUCGGCUCGUUUACAGUGGGAACCGAAGUUUUCGUUGGAACAUCGAAACAAAAUUUCUCAAAAUGGAUCCUGAAGCAUUCCUAGACCUUGCAAAUCAAGUUACUAAACUAAAGAUGUAUCCAUAUUUUGAGGCAGCUCAUUGUGCAAUAGUUUGUAUGUAUAUCAAAGAAGACUUGGCUGCCGGUUCCCACUUGUUUUCGAGAAAACACCCCUUAGCUUGCUGGCUUUCUUGUAUGCUGUCCAUUUUUGCAGGUACAAUUCUCUGCAACUUUCUGCUAGGAGAACCUGUUCUUUCUGUAUUUAAGAGCUCCAACCAACUACUGCUAGCUACAGGGGUGUGGUAUUUAAUCUUUUACUCUCCCUUCGACUUGACUUAUAAGUUGUGCAAGUUCCUGCCUGUGAAGCUGGUACUGGCAGCAUUGAAGGAAGUCUACAGGUGUAAGAAAGUCCACGAUGGUGUUUUACAUGCAGCCAAGCUCUAUCCUAAUGGAUACCUAAUCAUGAUCAUUGCUGGAACUGUUAAAGGAAAUGGUGGAGCCUUCUUAAAACUACUGGAAAGGCUUAUCAGAGGCUUGUGGACUCCAUCUGCUAUCGAGUUUAUGCAGCCUAGCUUCCCUACCAAAGCCUGUAUAGCUGCAGCCACUCUUUUUAUUCUCGACAAAAAGACAGAUUUGAUCUCGGCUCCUCAUGCCCUCGUUUACUUUGGAAUUGCUGUCUUUUUCAUUUACUUCAAACUCUCGGCUGUUCUUCUGGGUAUCUAUGAUCCUUUUGUACCUUUUGAAAAUCUUUUCUGUGCUAUUUUCAUGGGCGGUGUGUGGGAUGCUUUGGGUCGAGCAGUUUCUGCUGGAAAAGGAGAUCAUACACCUGCAAAAGUAGAUGUUGCCAAAAAUGGGAAAACUGAAUCUGGGAAAAAGAAGGACUAAUAAAACUGGAAAAACGGGCCAAGAACAAUGGUUUAUGGGCGUGUUUCUCUGGAAGCAUCACUGUCCUUUAUGUGUUCAUUUCACAAAACUUAUUUUCCAUGAAUUUAAUACCACAAAAUUUCCCUGUCAAAGAAUAUUAAAAUGAGUGUGUGGAUCACCAGUACCAAGCAUGUUAAACAGAUUGGUUUGUUUGGAUAUAAUUUAUUUUUAAAAGUUUAUUCCUUCCACUAUACACAAGGUAGAAUUUUUGUCUCAAAUAUGUUCUAUGGAAAGUGGUUUUUUUUAAUAAGCCUAGAUUUUAUAUUUGUGCCAAAAGAUUGAAAUUUAUAAGUCAUGGAUGGUUACAGAGAAGCAUACUGUUGUCCUUUACCAUGAAAAUUAAAUCAGUUGUAACUUGUAGAAACAUGAUAGUGCUGCACAAAAUUCAUUUCUUCUUAGCCAUCGGAUGACAAAUGUUUUAAAGUAUAAAGAUUUUAAUAAAUAUUUCUUGUGAUCAUUUAAAGAAUAUAAUUCCUUAAAAGUAAUUAAGUACAAAUAGAUUAGUAAAUAAUUAAAAGCUAUGAUGCUCAUCUAUCCUAUUACUUAUUUUAAUUAACAGAUGAUAGUGCUGUAGCAUGUAGAAAGUUUUUAUUUGGAUAUUUAUUACUUCUUUCUGAACUUGUUUCCUACACAGGUAUGUACAUGUUUUUGUGUCGGAUAUCAUGUAUGUAAUCACUGUUGUGUUAGUGAUGUAAGACACUAAGUUUUAAGUAGAUACAUCAACUCUGUUUCAGUGGAACUUUAGACAGAGUAGAUAUAGUAGGUUUUGAGAACUUUAAUGGUCUGCAAUCACCCGAAGGCCUCACCUCGAUGUGGUAGCUGAAACGUCGUCCCCUUUUCAUUCAACGGGUAGUUACAGUCUAUUAAAGUUCUCAAAGGUACAUGAAUUAUUUAUUGAUUUUUAAUUCUUAAAACUACAAAAAAAAACUGAAUUUUUUUGUUUCCUGUAUUUAUUUGAAAAAAAAAUUGACCUCUGUUAAGCUAUUGUUUAUCACUUGUUUCAGAACAAAGGUAAUAUUGAGAACCUGUAAUGAAGAAGCUAAACAUCAUACUUAGUGAUACAUAUCUUUUGAUAAUGUAGGGAGUGUUUUUAGUCACAUUUUGAUUUUAUUGUGUUUUAAAGGCGUUACUUGGUAUAAAACAUUGAUGAAUGUAGAUUCCCAUGUUUUAAUGCUUAUUAAAAAAUUCCCAAAUA
This is a messenger RNA of Limulus polyphemus (Atlantic horseshoe crab), 2193 nucleotides long. Its product is annotated as trimeric intracellular cation channel type 1B.1-like. Gene Ontology annotation, molecular function: identical protein binding; potassium channel activity. Lineage: Eukaryota; Metazoa; Arthropoda; Merostomata; Xiphosura; Limulidae. The transcript has 6 exons. Bases 99 to 959 code for a protein of 286 amino acids. Gene Ontology annotation, biological process: potassium ion transmembrane transport. The record is from RefSeq and is a predicted model, not a curated record. Gene Ontology annotation, cellular component: membrane.